Messenger RNA from Saccostrea cuccullata (small rock oyster), 4583 nucleotides. RefSeq lists its product as uncharacterized. Lineage: Eukaryota; Metazoa; Mollusca; Bivalvia; Ostreida; Ostreidae. The transcript is spliced from 16 exons. The coding region runs from base 1 to 3957 and encodes 1318 amino acids. The record is from RefSeq and is a predicted model, not a curated record.
AUGACACCUCGACCUGAUUCGACUUUUGAUGCUUCCAGAGAUCAGGCAGUGGAUAUGGCUACAGGUAUGGACUACCUUGACUUCGGAUAUGUUUCGGGAUCGUGUCCUAUUAACAAAACGGGACAAAAUAAGGCAGCUUCCAGACUCAAGUGUGGCGUGGACAAAUUCGGGAAUAGUCAGUACCUCUGUGUUCCUAACUUCAAGAAGACAGCCAUUGUUGAGUACUGCUACAAAGGCACUGUUGGACUUCAAAAUCCAGGUACCUGUUUAGUAGUAAAUGAUGAAGGAAUAGUAGAUGACGUCAGCUGCCGUAGCUUCACAGAGGGCUGUACAACAACACACUUCAAGAGUUCUGAUCUUUAUAAGUAUCCAGCCUGUCAUCAAAUUAACAGAAGAGACCGGUGUUUUUAUGCGGAUCCGAAAUGUCCCAAAAUAGAUUCAGAGAUGACAACAAGAAACCGUAAAUUUAUGGUAACCAAUGCAACAAUGAACAACUCUGCAACAACACUUGAUUUUUCAAAUUCAUACGUAAUAACAGAAACUGGUCAAAUUCCUGCAGGAGCAAUAGCGGCCAUAACUAUAGCAUUGUUUUCGACACUUACUAUCCUUUUCUUUAUAUACAUGAUAUACUUGUAUAAGAAAAGAAAAGGACAAUCAUCAAUCUCAACCACAGAUAAAGAAAGUGUUCCUUUGGUAAAUUUGAGGGAAGAUAACUCCAAAGAUGAAGAACGAGAGAUGAUUCCUUUGGUAAACGAGAGGAAAGAUAUCUCCAAAGAUUCGGCUGCCGAAAAUGAACUCGUAAAAUUGUCCUUGGAAGGGGACAAGUUGUUUGCUGGUCAAGUUCAGGAAAUACCUCACAAGGCAUCAGAGAUGAUGCGUGAUGUACGAGAAACAUCUCAAGCCUAUGGCAUACAAAACAAUGAGUUCUUCACACUGACUGAUGACGAGGUUUUCGUGUUAUUCUGUUUUCUGUGUUCUGACUCCGGUCCUCCUGACUUCACUGACACAGAGUGGCUGGGCAUGCUUAAUCAGAUACGACAUGAAAUGUACCUGAACUAUAAUAAAGUAACACGUGAGGAAGCACAGCAGACUCUGGACAGACUGAAGUCACGUGAUUAUCUUUGGGAAGAUCAGGACAAGAUACCGGAGGACAUAAAGUAUAAGACAAUGUGUUGGAUUGCAUCAAUGGAUAGUCUUAAUAUAUUAUUCAAUUACAGUAGUUAUGACACAGGCAGUGUGUACCUGAGAUCAUGGAGAUACAACAAAAAACCUGAAGAAAAGUGUUUCUGUGGCCCUGGUUACUUACUGAUACGCCGUGUACAGAUGAACAUACUGACUCACGACACCAUGAACGACAUGGAUAUAUAUGAUGAUAUAUACAAGAUAUAUGAGUUCUUCACACUGACUGAUGACGAGGUUUUCGUGUUAUUCUGUUUUCUGUGUUCUGACUCCGGUCCUCCUGACUUCACUGACACAGAGUGGCUGGGCAUGCUUAAUCAGAUACGACAUGAAAUGUACCUGAACUAUAAUAAAGUAACACGUGAGGAAGCACAGCAGACUCUGGACAGACUGAAGUCACGUGAUUAUCUUUGGGAAGAUCAGGACAAGAUACCGGAGGACAUAAAGUAUAAGACAAUGUGUUGGAUUGCAUCAAUGGAUAGUCUUAAUAUAUUAUUCAAUUACAGUAGUUAUGACACAGCCAGUGUGUACCUGAGAUCAUGGAGAUACAACAAAAAACCUGAAGAAAAGUGUUUCUGUGGCCCUGGUUACUUACUGAUACGCCGUGUACAGAUGAACAUACUGACUCACGACACCAUGAACGACAUGGAUAUAUAUGAUGAUAUAUACAAGAUAUUGAAUGUUUCGAACCAAAUCCUGAAGGAGGGUGAAGAUAAAAGAAAGGAUUUUCUAUCGGAACUAAGCAAAGGGGACGAUGUACAUUACAGAGGAAGAUCCCAUGACAGUGUAGAUCACGUGACGUGGCUCUGGAGAUACAGGAGACCUGACAUCGUGAGAUCCUGUAUAGGUCUACAUCAACACAAUGAUAUUUACCUCAUCGACAACAAAGCUUACAGAAAACCAAGUAAAUACCACAAAUACAUACCGGAAGUCAGAAGUCUGCUGUACUGUUUGUUGUUGGUUGAUGAAUACACCUUGAAUACCAGGGAAGAUUCCUACAAGAACAUGCUUAACAAGCUCAGGGAUAAAUACUUUAAGGAGGAAGAAAUGUCAAAUGAAAUUAGUACAGCAGAUCUCCCAGAAGUAAUCAUGCAAAUAAAAGACAAUACAAUUACCUUUAAAUCAGACGACAUCCGACAUGACGUCAUGUACGCCUUUGUUACGGAGUGCUUGAUAACGGACAGUGAUCUGGAGUUCUUCCUAAACACAGCAUCGGGUCACGUGAUUACAGAAUACUGCCGGUACUGGUUGUAUGAGAGGAGUGAAGGAGAGAGAUGUCUGUAUAUACCGGACAAACCGAAUAUGUUGGACCCUGUUAUAGAAAGGCUACAACUAGACAUCAUCAAAUACUGCUCCAUAUCAGACAGGACGAUUCGUGACAAUAUCAUUAAUCGUUUAGGAGUCCCAGUAGAAAUACUACAGUGGGAUCAGGAGGCAAGAGAGCGAUAUGUAGAGUACGCUAAGAGAGGGACACAGACAGUCCACCACGCCCGGGGGAUGAUUGUAGGAUGUGCUGGGGCGGGGAAAACCACGAUGCUUAAACGUCUGCUUGGUUGUAGUGAAGAAGAGAUAAAGAAAAUAAAAUCUACCGAGGGAUUGGAGGUGCAUGAGGAAAUAUUCAAGAUUUGUGACAAAACAAACACACUGGAAGCAAUCAAAUUGAAUGUCAAUGAGAAGGUUGGGAAAGGAAGUUUCAGCUGGAGUGAAAAUACUAAAACGUUGACAAUAUUUGACUUUGGAGGCCAGUGUGCGUACUACGCCUGUCACCAGAUUUACCUGACAAGGAGAGCUUUCUAUGUUGUGGUGGUGGACGCCUCUAAACGUCUUGACCAGAAGGUGGAUGAUGAAGUUUGUGAUCAAGAUGGUAGCGUCUUCUCUGGUUGGACCUAUGGAGAUUACUUUGUUUUUUGGUUGAAGUCUAUUCACACAUACUGUUGUGCCGAGGACGAAAAUCAGAAUCCGAUAGUUCUUACUGUAGCCACCCAUUGGGAAAACAGAAUUGAUGAAUAUAAGGACGUAAAUGCUUUUAUGGAUCAUCUGCUUAACCAGCUUCCCAAAAAUUGUCCUUACCUGCCACAAUACAUCACAGAGAAAAACUUUUUUGCUAUUCAGUUUCAUGUCCCUAUUGAUGAUUUAGCAAAACGGAUUGCAAGUAUUGCAGCCUUUACAAAAUGGGAAGAAAAAAUAUCGAAAGAAUGGGCCAUAUUUGGAAUUCAUCUACGCCAGAAGAAAGAGAAAAAAAUUAUUGUAACAAACAAAAUCAAUGUUUAUGAUAAGGAAAAUAACAAAACUAUUAGAAUAGAGGAUAUGCUAAGAUUUUAUCACGAUUCUGGUAAAGUUUUGUAUUUUAAUGAGCCAGAACUUAACGAUUUCGUAAUAAUUGAUGUCCAGUGGUUUGUCGACGCAUUUAAAAAUAUAAUCACCGAUAAGCUGCAUCUUCAAGGUAUUACUACACCUGUACACGAUUGGGAGGAAUAUUACAAUACUGGGAAUUUAAAAGACACACUUCUUACCGAUAUCUGGAAAGUUUACGAGAGAUUUGAGGCAGUACGUCAUAAAUAUAUAGUCUUGCAUUUUAUGAAAAGACUUGGUUUGGUAGCUCUUGGGGAGGGAUCUCACUACGUUCCAUGCAUGAAUCGCAAAGAAAUGAACCGAGAUACUAAGGACAUAAUCCUGCAGUCAGGAAGCAGAUCAUCAGUAGUUCUAUAUCGAUUCGAAAUUUUGCCUUUCUUCUUCUUUUUCCGCCUUGUCGUUGCAUGUAUGCAAGAAAAGGGCUGAAAGUCCGCAAAACUAAUGAAAUUUCGCAUUUAUACAGAAAUGUUGCCUUGUUUGCUUUUGAACUGUACUAUGUCAUCCUUUCUGUCACUACAGAUUCUAUACAGCUUCAGGUUCUUCAUGCCCAAGGACAGUCACUGGAUGUGGAAAAAACGCAUCAGAUCCAAAGAACCGUAGAAAAACAUCUUAAUGCUAUUACAGGAACUUUUCACAAGAAGUUAAUGUUUGUUCGAGGCAUUAGAUGUCAGGAGGACAAAGCCACUCCAUUUGCAAUGGAAAUUCAAGGCUAUUUUUUGGAAGAAAAGGACAUACCAUCAGAAGAUAAAGAUCAAAUUUGUCCUCUACAUCGAUUUAAAAACUGCCAUGAAAUCAACACACAUGAAUUACAAAAAUAUUGGGUAUUUUAAAGACAGUACGAUACGUGAUUUGAACGUAUCAUCGUAGCUUUAAACAACAAUAACAUUUAGUGAAAAGAAAAAAAAAGGUUUUCAUUCAGAUAAUAAUGUAUUUUCUAUACAUUUUUGAUCGAAAUAUAAUGAGAGAUAUGGAAUUUAUGAUACAUGUUUAUAGAUUCUUAUAUAGUGGAGACUCAGAAAAAGAAAUAUCCCGUAUAUCAGUUUUGUGAAGAA